AUGGCAGGUGGCGUUGAGCAUCACAAGCUGGCCCUUGACCCGGCCUUGGUCAAGCUGGGACACAUGCAGAGCAACAGACACAUCUUCUUCCGCUGGACACCGAGAACUGCCCGCAUCAGUUUCAUCUACAUUGCUGUCGUGCCCGCUAUCAUCGGCUACAUUGGCUACAAGAGCGACGGUCUCUUCGAUCUCCGCGCGAAGCGCAAGGGCGACCUGAUCUACGAGCGGUAG
Molecule: messenger RNA, 231 nt
Organism: Colletotrichum truncatum
Lineage: Eukaryota; Fungi; Ascomycota; Sordariomycetes; Glomerellales; Glomerellaceae
Product: nadh:ubiquinone oxidoreductase subunit
Source: RefSeq, a predicted model, not a curated record